This is a messenger RNA of Naegleria gruberi, 552 nucleotides long. RefSeq lists its product as uncharacterized. NCBI's taxonomy places the organism in Eukaryota, Heterolobosea, Eutetramitea, Acrasida, Naegleriidae. The coding region runs from base 1 to 552 and encodes 183 amino acids. The transcript has a single exon. The record is from RefSeq and is a predicted model, not a curated record.
AUGUACUACAAGGAGAUUGCUAUUAGUUUGGCUGCAGCUUGGGGACUUUUCUAUUCCUAUGCAUUGUACCAUAAUGAUUUUAAAUUAUCAUUCCUGAUCGAUCGUUCAAUAGUGAUUGAAAACAAAACACCUGAUCAAGUAUUUAAAUAUAUUAUUGAUAAGAGGAAUUAUCCUCUCGGAAUGGUGAAAGGAUUGUAUGAAAUUGAUCCUGCCAAUGCUCCAACAAACAGUAUGAUAGUUGGAAAAACCAAGUUUAAAGUGGAUUUGGAAAAAUUGGGUAAAACUGAUGUUGUUCUUUCUCAUUGGUCUCCAAAGCAAUAUCCAUAUCAAUUUGGAUGGGUUGGAGUCAUGGUACACAAGUAUAUUUUCAGUGGGGAUCAUUACUUUGUGGUUGCUGAGGAUUUGGAUAAGAGAAAUACCAAAUUGGUUCACAGAGAAAUGAUUACUGGAUUGAAUACACCUGUGGUUCGAUUGUGGCAUGAAUGGACUGGCUAUAUUGAAUAUUAUACAACCUAUUUACAAGAUGUUAAAAAGUACAUGGCAAUGAUGUAA